Molecule: messenger RNA, 341 nt
Organism: Rattus rattus (black rat)
Lineage: Eukaryota; Metazoa; Chordata; Mammalia; Rodentia; Muridae
Product: 60S ribosomal protein L7a-like
Exons: 1
Coding region: 35-307 (90 amino acids)
Source: RefSeq, a predicted model, not a curated record
GCUGGUGGUUUUCCUGCCUGCCCUUUGUUGAAAGAUGGGGGUGCCCUACUGCAUCAUCAAGGGAAAGGCCAGGCUGGGGCGCCUGGUCCACAAGAAGACGUGCACCACUGUUGCCUUCACACAGGUUAACUCGGAAGACAAGGGUGCUCUGGCUAAGAAGGUGGAAGCUAUUAGGACCAAUCAUAAUGACAGAUACGAUGAGAUCCGCCACCACUCGGGAGGCACCGUCCUGGGUCCUAAGUCUGUGGCUCGCAUUGCCAAGCUGGAAAAGGCAAAGGCUAAAGAAUUCGCCACUAAACUGGGUUAAAUGUACACUUAAGUUUUCUGUACAUAAAUAUAAU